Molecule: messenger RNA, 1418 nt
Organism: Copidosoma floridanum
Lineage: Eukaryota; Metazoa; Arthropoda; Insecta; Hymenoptera; Encyrtidae
Gene: TORIP
Product: Torsin interacting protein
Biological process (GO): membrane organization
Cellular component (GO): membrane
Molecular function (GO): ATPase activator activity
Source: RefSeq, a predicted model, not a curated record
GAUUGUAUACUUACCCUUUACCAGAUUUGUUUUUCAUCUAUUCAAUAGUCUUUUCAGUCUUAUGGCAUUCUGGCUCAAAUGUUCUUCACUGAUGUAAACAAGAGAUUAACAUGUUAACGACCCUUUAAUUUUGGUGGCGAUGUACUAGCGAUGUAUCGCAACCGCAAGUCUGUAAGUUUAAAGUGUAUAUACUCUACGAUUUUGUGUUUCAUCGAUUGAGAGUUAGAUCCUCAAAAGCGUAAACCUAUUCACAGCACAAUGUCAUUCAAUAGAAUUCGAGACAACGACAAAAACACAAACAUGGCACAAUCGAGUUCGAGCAGUCAAUCUGAAGCCGAGGAUGACGAGGAAAUUUUUAAUAUAGACGACGAUUUGGAUUUCCUUAUUCGAGAAAGACUUUCCGAGGAAAGAUUUAUGAAUGAAACGCUUGCAUCGGAUAAGCCUCGAAAAAGGCAAAGAGAAACGGUAUCUCCGGAAAUCAGAACCAAAUUUCUCAUGCCAAGCAAAAUUGAAAGAUCGCCGCUAAACAAAGUUGAAACUCUAACUAGGCUUCCUAAUAAUCAAAUGCAAACAAAUUGCAACCACAAUUGGUGGAAAUGUCUCACUUUUGUAGUAGUAUUGUUGAUUGUUGUUGCUUUGACAAACGGUUGUUUAAAUACGACAAUUUUUUUUAGUCCCAAAGAAAAUAUUUCUUCAAAUAAUUUGGUAAACUCUGUGUUGGAGAAUGUUAAAGCAACUUUGUUGAAUUUGAAAUCAAAAUACAAAAAUCAAGACAAAGAUUUAUGGCACAACGCUUAUAACGGUAUAUCGGAUAUUAUAAAACGGCCGCACCAGCCCUCUAUAUUAUUGCUACUUGGAGAAAAGUCAGAUCCACUGGACUGUUUGGCUACUUUGUUGAGCAAUGUUAGCAGUAAUGCACUUAAUAGUGGUAGAUUGAUGCUUACACCUAACGAAUUUGAUCAUGACACGGGCUCAGUAAUCGAAGAAAUGCGUAAAAAGAUUAAGACGCACAAAGCUGUUGUAAUAUGGGAUCUUUUGAACAUAAAUGUAGAAGCAUUGAAAGCAUUCCACAAUUUGUGUGAUAGAAUUAAUCCCCUUGUGGAAGAAGUGAUUUACAUAAUUACUGUUGUCGCUGACAACUUUGACAAAGAAAGGAAUCCAACUAAAUUUCUCGAAGAUGAACUGACUAAAAAAUUGAAAGGAAAAAUGAAAAGUGAUGCAAUACAGCCUUUGAUCACUAGAAUAACAGAUGGACAUGUCUCAAUAGUGAAGCCUGAACCCACUGUUACUGACUGCCCAUUGCCCAAAGCCUCAAAAAACUAAACCGUCUGUAUUACUAGAGCUUUUGACUCUCUGUAAUUUUAAAGUGUGCUUUAAUAUUUGUAACUUGAUAAAUAUAUUUAAUAUUUUUCUAAAAA